CCACUGGAACUUUCCCCUCAGAGACCCCUCCGCCGGUUCAUCUUCCGGUUCCAGGGACCUUAACCCUUCAUAUCUCUCCAUUUCCAACUACUGUUAACUCUGCCAGACCUUGCCGCUCUUGGAGAAAAAUCAGUUUUGAGAAAAAGAUCAGAAGAACACUCGGGUUUUCUGGUGAAGAUGGUAGCUGACAAAGCGAAGAAACCGAAGGGCGUAGAGAGAGGUGAGGAAGAAGAUUCGGAUCACAUUGAUGGGGAGCUAGUUCUGUCCAUCGAGAAGUUGCAGGAGAUACAAGACGAGCUGGAGAAGGUUAAUGAGGAAGCAAGUGACAAAGUCUUGGAAGUCGAGCAAAAGUAUAAUGAGAUACGAAGGCCAGUCUAUGAGAAGCGGAAUGAAAUCAUCAGAUCUAUUCCUGAUUUUUGGUUGACUGCUUUUUUAAGCCAUCCUGCUCUUGGUGAUCUGUUGAGUGAGGAUGACCAGAAGAUUUUUAAGUACUUAAGCUCUCUGGAAGUAGAAGAUUUUAAAGAUGUGAAGUCAGGGUACUCUAUUACUUUUAACUUCAAUCCCAACCCUCAUUUUGAAGACACAAAACUUACGAAGACUUUUACCUUCUUCGAUGAAGGAACAACUAAAAUUACUGGUACAACAAUUAAGUGGAAAGAGGGCAUGGAUGUUGCUAAUGGAAGUAAUCAUGAGAAGAAAGGGAGCAAGAGGCCUCUCGCUGAAGAAAGCUUCUUUAGCUGGUUUAGCGAAACUCAACAAAAAGACAUUUCAGAGGGCAUUCAUGAUGAGGUGGCUGAGAUAAUCAAGGAAGAUUUAUGGCCCAACCCUCUCAAAUAUUUUAACAAUGAGGCUGAUGAAGAGGAUUUUGAUGGUGAUGAAGAUGAUGACGAGGUAAAGGGUGCUGAUGGCUUCGAAGAGGAAGAUGAAGAUGAACAAGAUGAUGAUGACGAGGAAGGUGGUGAUGAAGAAGACAGCUAAACUUAUUCAGACAGCAGGGUCUUUAAUAUCACUUCUUGGUCAUGGCUUAGUUGAAGCUUAAUGAUGGUGGCCCUUUUAUUCUCUUUUUGAUGAUGGCCCUUUUAUUGUCUUUUAUGGUGGCUAUUAUUCUAUUUUGUAUGACUGCUACCAUGCGUCUGAAGAAGUUGUCAAGUCUCCUUUGUUUCUUGUUUUUCUUGGCUUUUUUUUUUUGUUUCUCCUCCAUUGGGCUUCUUAAAUGCAGUGGGUUUAGGUUAGAGGAGUACAGAGUUUUUCGUUAGCUUUAAUUGAGGGCAGUUUGGUGAUGGAAAUAGUAUAAUUUUGUUUUGAGCCUGACCUGCUUCCUAAUUCUGGAAUCUACAAUUUGAUUACUUAUAUUAAUAUGAGUUAUGCUGGAAUCAAAGGCAAUAAUUCUUGAAAAA
Messenger RNA from Macadamia integrifolia, 1397 nucleotides. RefSeq names its product NAP1-related protein 2-like. The record is from RefSeq and is a predicted model, not a curated record. The transcript is spliced from 10 exons. Lineage: Eukaryota; Viridiplantae; Streptophyta; Magnoliopsida; Proteales; Proteaceae. Bases 178 to 978 code for a protein of 266 amino acids. Gene Ontology annotation, cellular component: chromatin; nucleus. Gene Ontology annotation, biological process: nucleosome assembly. Gene Ontology annotation, molecular function: chromatin binding; histone binding.